Messenger RNA from Lodderomyces jiufengensis, 843 nucleotides. It is a transcript of the gene CYC3, whose product is annotated as holocytochrome c synthase. NCBI's taxonomy places the organism in Eukaryota, Fungi, Ascomycota, Pichiomycetes, Serinales, Debaryomycetaceae. Gene Ontology annotation, biological process: cytochrome c-heme linkage. Gene Ontology annotation, molecular function: holocytochrome-c synthase activity. The transcript has a single exon. Gene Ontology annotation, cellular component: mitochondrion. The record is from RefSeq and is a predicted model, not a curated record. The coding region runs from base 1 to 843 and encodes 280 amino acids.
AUGGGUUGGUUCUGGGCAGAGAAUAAAGAUUUCAAUUCAACAGCAGCACCAGCACCAAGUCAAAUAACACAAACAACUUCAUCAAAUAUACUGGGAUGUCCCAUUGAUCAUUCAUCAUAUACUAAAUCAAAAUCAACUUCCACUUCAUCAAAACCAGCAUGCCCAGUAUUACCAUCAACAGAUAAUUCAAACGAUGAAGUAUUAAAUCCAUUAAACAAUAUGCCAAUGGCAAUAUCAAGUGAAUUAGCACCAGGUCAAAAAAUAAAAUUAUCAACAGAAAGAACAAUCUCUACAAUUCCAAGAGGUGAAACUUCAGAUCAAGGAUUAUGGGAAUAUCCAUCACCACAACAAAUGUACAAUGCUAUGUUAUCAAAGGGUAAAGGUCAAGGAAUACCUGAAGAUGCAGUUGAAUCAAUGGUUGAAGUUCAUAAUUUCUUAAAUGAAGGUGCUUGGCAACAAAUUUUGGAAUGGGAAAAUAAAUAUACUGAUGAGACUAAAAUUGAACCAAGAUUGAAGAAAUUCACAGGUAAACCACAUGAUUUAUCACCAAAAGCUCAAAUAUAUCUUUGGUUAGGUAAAAUAUUUCCCGAAACUUUUAAUUCAAUCCCACCUUUCGAUAGACAUGAUUGGACUAUAUUAAGGAGCAAUGGUAAGAAUCAAGGAUGGAAGGAAAUUAGAUAUAUCAUUGAUUAUUAUGGAGCUCCUGACGAUGAAGAAACUGGUAUGCCCUCAUUUAUGUUGGAUACAAGACCUGCUUUAGAUGAUUUUGGUAGUAUUAAAGAUAGAAUUAUUGAUUUUGCUGGUCCUACUUGGAGAAAAGCAAUGGGUGAAGAGCAAAGAUAA